Messenger RNA from Cherax quadricarinatus, 3596 nucleotides. RefSeq names its product zinc finger protein 271-like. The record is from RefSeq and is a predicted model, not a curated record. NCBI's taxonomy places the organism in Eukaryota, Metazoa, Arthropoda, Malacostraca, Decapoda, Parastacidae.
CGGCAACACCGUUUUGUCAAUAAUAACAAACAGGUCGAAAAUUGGCGAAAUUUUCCCUAUUUUUGGCCAAAAAUCUUAGCCAAAUGAUGGAUUUAUGGGUAAUUUUCGCGGAUAUAUUGAGAGUUCAACCUUCGAGAGAAACUGACCUCCAGUUGCAGAAAUUUUUCCGAAUAAGCGGAAGAAAUACUGGAGUUGUAUGAUUCAACAAGUGUUAGAAUACACAACACACUGUUAGAAAUGCUGGAGAUUGUGUUGACCAUCUACUGGCGUCUACAUCCUGGCCGCCCCAUGCACACCCUCAUCACUCUGCAGACGCAAUUUGAUUCUGCUAAAUGAAACAUUGCCAUGCAACAUUGACACAUAUUUUGGAAAUAGCUUAACUGUAACAUAUCACUUUAUUUUGCAAUGAAGAUCACAUGAUUUUGAUAAAAAUGCUGGUAUUAAAUGAUACUUUGGCUUCUGUAGGCUUUUAAAUCAGCUUGAAUUCAAGGUGUGUAAAAAUACUCUUUGCAAAAGCUACAUUAGAUUGAUGGCAUGAGAGCUGAAAAAAAAUGGUCUUUAUUAUAAAAUUUUCCUUAACGUUUUCUCAAAUUAUGCAAAAAUAAAUUUGUCUACUGCUAGUCAUAGUUCGUGCAGUCAGUGUUUAUUAGAAUAAAAAUAUGUACUGUUAAAUUAAUGUAAAUACGCGAGGAUAUACCUUAUGGAAUACAAAUUAUUAAUUCUGUGGUAGAAAUGACAGAAAUUUAUUUACAAACUUGUGGAAUUUUGGAUUGCAACAUAUGCCAGGGCGAUAAGGAAGUUGCUGUCUAUUGCUGUUCAUCUGUGAGUGAUUUAUUGCACCAGCUUGCAAUGUUGUGUGUCCAUCAUGGGUUUAGCACCUAAUUUUCAUUGUAAUAAUAAUAAACUUCAUCAUCUUGGAUUACUUCAUGUGCUGCUGAAUUUUCUGACAUUAUUAUUACCAUUCUACUGCUGCUGCUAUCUUUUUUUUUUUUCUUGUGUACGGUUCAUCUGCUAAGGGGUUUGAUACAGGAAGUGACAGUAGCAAGGAAACAAUUGUUAUAGAGGUGCUGUGUUGGUAAUCAUGGCCUGUCUACAUUUGCUAGGCCUGGUCGAGUCUGACAGAAAGGCCUGUGGCCAGUGGCCUUCGUGUGUAGUUCAAAGAAGGGGGGGGGGUUGCGUGACUAGGCUUGGCCAGGAAGCCUCCUCAUAAAAUGGAGCUAUAACGAUGUAUACUACACAAUUAUUACACUGUUGACACGUCUGUGCUGUGUGGUGCUGAGAACCCUUACAGGUUCAGUUCUCUGAUAAUAGAAAAUGAAGGUUCAUAUUGGAGAGAAGCGAUUCAAGUGUUUGGAAUGUCCAAAAGACUUUUCCCAAAAAGGACAUUUAGUAAGACACAUGAGGUUCCAUACAGGAGAAAGGCCUUAUAGAUGUUCAAUGUGUUCAAAAGACUUUGGUGUGAAAUCAUGUUUAAUCCAACACUUGAAAGUUCACACUGGUGAGAAGCCAUAUCAGUGUUCAGAAUGUCUGAAAGGUUUCACGCAGAAGGGACACCUGCAGAAACACAUGACGACUCACACAGGUCAUAAACCAUACCAGUGUUCAGAAUGUCCAAAAGACUUUUCGCAGAAAGUACACCUGAAGCAACACAUGAGAGUUCACACAGGAGAGAAACCAUAUCAGUGCCCAGAGUGCCUGAAAAGCUUUUCGCAAAAGGGGCAUUUAGUGAUUCAUAUGAGAAUUCACACGCGACAAAAGCCAUUUAACUGCUCUGAGUGUUUGAAAAACUUUAGGGCUAGAUCGACUUUAAUAACCCACAUGCGAGUUCAUACCGGAGAGAAGCCAUACCAGUGUUUGGAGUGUCUGAAAGAGUACAAACAAAAAGGGUCUCUACAGCAGCACAUGAAAGUCCACACUGGAGAAAAGCCAUUUCAGUGUUCGUUGUGUCUGAAAGCUUUUUCAGAAAAAUCUCAGUUGGUAAAACACCACAAGGUUCAUACGGGUGAAAAGCCACAUCAGUGUACUGAGUGUCUCAAAGGUUUUCUAUUGAAAGCGAAUCUAAUACAACACAUGAGAGUUCAUACAGGAGAGAAACCAUACAAGUGUCAAGAAUGUCCAAAAGCAUUCUCGGUAAAAUCCGGUCUCUUACAUCACAUUAAAAUUCACACAGGAGAGAAACCAUACAAGUGUUCACUCUGUCUGAAGGAUUUUUUACGAAAAUCCAGAUUAAUACAACACAUGAGAGUUCACACUGGGGAGAAACCCUAUCAUUGUUCGUCGUGCUUGCGAGCCUUCUCGCAAAAGGGGAAAUUAAUACAACACAUGCGAAUUCAUACAGGAGAAAAACCAUACAAGUGUACAGUCUGUCAGAAAGGGUUUUCGCUAAGACCAAUUCUAAUUAACCACAUGAGGACUCACACAGGAGAGAAACCAUACCAGUGUACAGUGUGCUGUAAAGGUUUCUCAGUGAGAUCAAAUCAAAUAUUGCAUAUGAGGAUUCAUACGGGAGAGAGGCCAUACAAGUGUUCGGUGUGUCCGAAAGAUUUCUCCGGGAAGUCAAGUCUGACACAGCACAUGAAGGUUCAUACAGGAGAAAAACCAUACAAGUGUACGGAGUGUCUCAAAGAAUUUUCACAAAGGUCACAUCUGAACUAUCAUACAAAAAUUCAUACACGAGACAAACUAUAAUUUAUUGUGUAUCUAAGAGACUUUUUUUUUUAAAUAUACAGUGGAACCUCUACUUACGAGCGCAUCCACGUGCGAGUUUUUCCAAAUAAGAGCAGUCGAUGGGUUGAUUUUUUGCUUCCAUACGUGAGCAAAAUUUCCAUAAGCGAGCAGACGUCAAGGCAGGUCUGGUGAGGGGCUCAUGCUCUUGAUCUAGGGAAUUGUAUCUCAUUUGUUUGUUGGACUAUCUUAUUGAAACUUGGGCAAUGUAUGAUGGAAAGAUGCUUCUUAAUGUACACCAAAAAUGAGAGAAAUCUAUGCAUAAAAUGGAGUUCACUUCUCAGCAAUUAGCCACCCCUUUGCGGUAUUUUUGUAUGGUUUUAUGGUUGUAUUCUCGUUUUCUGGGUCUCAUUUGAUAGAAUGGAAGAUAUAUCACAGAAAUAGAUAUGAUUUUGAUUGCUUUCACAAUGAAAAGUACCUUGAAAUUGAGCUCAACGAGGGAGAAAUGCUCAUUUGCUUGACUACGUUCAAGAGUAAACAAAUGACGUCACUGUCCACUCCAACAUGCGGUGGUGAAUGGGUUGACAUUAUUUAUACAAUUAUUGCAAUAAGACAUAACAGUAAAUCUUAUAUUUUUUGUGUGAAUAAAAAUUACAGAUUAUUUAUAUUGUAAUAAUAAUACAGUGGACCCCCGGUUAACGAUUUUAAUCCGUGCAAGAGGGCUCAUCGUUAUGCGAAAUAAUCGUUAUGCGAAUGAAUUUUCCCCAUAAGAAAUAAUGGAAAUCAAAUUAAUCCGUGCAAGACGCCCAAAAGUAUGAAAAAAAAUUUUUUUUACCACAUGAAAUGUUAAUUUUAAUACACACAAACUGAAAAAGGCAUGCACAAUUAAAUGACACUUACUUUUAUUGAAGAUCUGGUGAUGAUUGAUGGGA